Molecule: messenger RNA, 1545 nt
Organism: Penicillium angulare
Lineage: Eukaryota; Fungi; Ascomycota; Eurotiomycetes; Eurotiales; Aspergillaceae
Product: allantoate permease family MFS transporter
Exons: 7
Coding region: 1-1545 (514 amino acids)
Biological process (GO): allantoate transport; transmembrane transport; dipeptide transport
Cellular component (GO): plasma membrane
Molecular function (GO): allantoate transmembrane transporter activity; dipeptide transmembrane transporter activity
Source: RefSeq, a predicted model, not a curated record
AUGGCACAAGACGAUACGAGGGGUGACUCCACUGGAGUGGACAUCGAAAUGUCUGUGAAAGGCGUUGACCCGAAGCUGGUCCAGCAUUCCGGUGACGCCGAUGAGGCUAUGAAGGCCUUUGACGAAUUGCAGGGUGAAGUGAUUGAGAUUGACGAGGCAACUAACCGACGUCUGUUGCGGACAAUUGACUGGCACAUCAUGCCACUGAUGUGUUUGGUCUACGGCAUGAAUUUCCUCGAUAAAACAACAUUAUCCUACGCUAGUAUCAUGGGUCUGAAAGAUGACUUGGAUCUAGUGGGAGAUCAAUACCAAUGGCUUGGCAGUUUAUUUUAUUUUGGAUACAUUGCUUGGGAAUACCCGACCACGAGGUUGCUUCAGCGUUUGCCUUUGAGUAAAUAUUCGGGCACAUGUAUUGUGCUUUGGGGUAUGAUUCUGAGCUGCUUCGCCGCAGCCAAGAGUUACUCCGGUGCCAUCGCAAUCCGAAUCUUCUUGGGUGUUUUUGAGGCUGCGGUAACACCAGGCUUUGCUCUAUUAACUUCUCAGUGGUACACACGCAACGAACAAGGAAAGCGUGUCAACAUUUGGUACAGCUUCAACGGCUGGGGCCAGAUCUUCGGUGGUCUGGUCGCAUACGGAAUCGCAGUAGGAACAGAAAAGCAUGGAUCCGACAUCGCGCCCUGGAAGAUUGUAUUCCUUUUCACCGGACUGCUCACCGUUGUCCUUGGCAUUCUAUUCCUCUGGAUUGUCCCAGAUAACCAGCUCAAUGCACGCUGGCUCAAGAAGGAAGACCGUAUGCUUGCUGUUGUCCGUGUGCGUGGAAAUCAGCAGGGUAUUGGUAACAAGAACUUCAAGUGGUAUCAGGUCAAGGAAGCCUUGAUGGAUCCGAUGAGCUGGGCAUUCUUUUUUUUCGCGCUCAUUGUUGAUAUUCCUAAUGGAGGCAUCACCAAUUUCUUCAGCCAGCUGAUUACAAGUUUCGGCUAUACUCAAGAACAGAGUUUGUUAUACGGCACACCUGCUGGUGCUGUCGAGGUCGUCGCUCUACUAUUGAACGGAUACAUGGGCGACCGAACAGGUCAACGAAUUUUGUGUAGUUUAGGAGGUCUCUUCACGGCUACACUCGGCGUGAUCCUCAUCGUCGCACUGCCGCUCGAGAACAACGUCGGUCGAUUGAUUGGUUAUUACAUGACGCAGGCUUUCCCAACAUGUUUCGCCGCCUUACUCUCGCUGAUUUCAUCCAAUGUGGCCGGAUACACGAAGAAGACAACCGUCGCUGCCAUGUACUUGAUCGGAUACUGUGCUGGCAACAUCAUCGGUCCUCAAACAUUCCGCCCCCAGGACGCUCCCCGUUACGUCUCCGCUGAGAUCACCAUUAUUGUUUGCUGGGGUAUUUGUUUGUUCAUCAUGCUAUUCAUUUGGUGGUGGUAUAACAAGGAGAACCGCCGCAAGGAGGGAAUCCGCUCUGAGCCUAACUAUACACGUUUGGAAAACCAGGAAUGGCUUGACCUUACGGAUCGGGAGAAUCACGACUUCAUUUAUACCCUUUAG